AUCGCCUCUAUUUUGCAAUUCUCUGCCAAAAACCAAAGAGUGGAGCUGCAAACACCCAUUAUUUCUGCAUAGAUGAUGAACUUGUAUAUGAGAACUUCUAUGCAGACUUUGGACCACUCAAUCUGGCUAUGCUCUACAGGUACUGCUGCAAGCUGAACAAGAAAUUAAAGUCAUUUUCAUUGAUAAGGAAGAAAAUAAUUCAUUACACUGGCUUUGAUCAGAAAAAGCAAGCAAAUGCUGCAUUCCUCAUAGGCUCCUACGCAAUAAUAUACCUGAGAGAAUCUCCAGAAGAUGUGUACAGGCUUAUCUUAGCCGGAAGCAUUUCAUAUCUUCCUUUCAGGGAUGCUUCCUUUGGUACUUGCAGUUUUCAUCUGACGUUGCUGGACUGUUUUCAUGCAAUAAACAAGGCCUUGCAAUAUGGUUUCCUGGACUUUAGUACGUUUGAUGUAAAUGAAUAUGAGCAUUAUGAAAGAGCAGAAAAUGGAGAUUUUAACUGGAUAAUACCAAACAAAUUCAUUGCCUUCAGUGGACCUCAUUCAAGAAGUAAAAUUGAAAAUGGCUAUCCCCACCAUGCUCCAGAGGCUUACUUCUCAUACUUCAGGAAACAUAAGGUCACCACUAUAAUACGCCUCAACAAAAAACUGUAUGAUGCCAAACGAUUUACAGAUGCUGGAUUUGAGCACUUUGACCUCUUCUUUGCUGACGGAAGCACACCUAGUGAUACUAUAGUUAAAACAUUUCUAAAUAUUUGUGAAAAUGCUGAAGGUGUAAUAGCUGUCCAUUGCAAAGCUGGUCUUGGACGAACUGGCACGCUUAUUGCCUGUUACAUCAUGAAGCAUUAUCAGAUGACUGCUGCUGAAAGUAUUGCCUGGAUUAGAAUAAAUAGACCUGGUUCUGUGAUUGGACCACAACAACACUUCCUGAUGGACAAACAGGCAGAACUUUGGACAGAAGGGGAUAUUUUCCGUGCAAAGUUGAAAGGAAACCAUAAAAUUGCUGUAACAAGAAUUCUGUCAGGAGUAGAUGAUAUUUCAAUUAAUAACACAAGAAACAGGAGAACCAUCCAAAAGGACAUUGAACUGUACAGUGAUGACGAUGAAACAAACUGUGUAACACAAGGGGAUAAGCUACGGGCUCUGAAAAGUAGAAGGCAAGCAAAAGCUCCAAAUGAAUCUCCACUAACCAGCCAAUCCAUCCCAAGGACUAGAACAGUAUUGCGUUAA
Messenger RNA from Acanthisitta chloris (rifleman), 1223 nucleotides. Its product is annotated as dual specificity protein phosphatase CDC14B-like. The transcript is spliced from 12 exons. Gene Ontology annotation, cellular component: spindle pole; nucleolus; centrosome. The annotation marks the transcript as partial. NCBI's taxonomy places the organism in Eukaryota, Metazoa, Chordata, Aves, Passeriformes, Acanthisittidae. Gene Ontology annotation, molecular function: protein tyrosine/serine/threonine phosphatase activity; protein serine/threonine phosphatase activity. The record is from RefSeq and is a predicted model, not a curated record. Gene Ontology annotation, biological process: protein dephosphorylation; cilium assembly; regulation of exit from mitosis.